GUUGUGCAGACGGGCUGGACGAAAGGAAGAGAGGAGAUAGCGGCGCAAAGAGGAACCUGACAGACGGUAACCUUGUUCAGGAAUUCCGAAGAGCGGCAACCGACUUCUAGCACCUUCGAAAGCGUCCAUAAGCCGCGAGUGGCAGCAGUCAGAAGCAGAGAUGUCGCAGCCGGAGAAUUUAGCAGCUGUGCUUUGUGGGCCAUGCGAUUUAAAAUUGGAAAAGCGUCCAGUCCCGGAACCUUGCCAUGGUGAGGUUCUGCUGAAGAUGCAUUCAGUUGGGAUCUGUGCCUCUGACGUCCAAUACUGGCAGCAUGGCAGAGUUGGAGAAUUUGUUAUGAAGAAGCCAAUGGUUCUGGGGCAUGAAGGUGCAGGGACUGUGAUUAAACUAGGGUCUGGAGUACAGAAUCUUAAAGUAGGUGACAGAGUUUCCAUUGAGCCUGGUGUCCCAAGAGAAAAUUGUGAGUUUUGCAAAAUUGGACGUUACAACCUCUCUCCGACAAUUUUUUUCUGUGCCACACCUCCUGAUGACGGCAAUCUUUGUCGGUACUAUGUCCAUAAUGCCAAUUACUGUUACAAGCUUCCUGAAUGUGUGAGUUUUGAAGAGGGUGCAUUGAUGGAGCCUCUGUCUGUCGCGAUCCAUGCCUGUCGUAGAGGUGGGGUAAAUGUGAGCCACAAGGUCCUCAUCUUGGGUGCGGGGCCAAUAGGACUUAUGAAUCUGCUUGUCGCCAAGUCAAUGGGAGCAUGUCCAAUUGCUGUUUGUGAUUUGAUACAAGAGCGACUAGAUAUGGCAAAGUGCUUGGGUGCCUCUGCUGUCUUUAAAGUAGAAAAGAAUACCUGCCCUCGGGACGUGGCUCAGAAGGUGAAGAAUGCUCUGUGUGGCAUGCCAGAUAUAACUAUUGAGUGUACCGGCGCAGAUCAAAGUGUUCAGACUGCUGUCUGUGCUACUAAGCCGGGAGGAGUAUUAGUUAUGGUUGGCAUGGGCUCAUCAUCUGUAAAUACCCCUAUGUUAACUGCAGUAACCCGGGAGCUGGACAUACGAGGAUCUUUCAGACACUGCAACACGUGGCCUACUGCAAUUAACAUGGUGGCCUCGCAGAGAGUAGACGUGAAGCCUUUGAUCACACAUCGCUUACCCCUGGAACAGGUCACAGAAGCGUUCGAGUUGGUGAAGAAAGGUGCAGCUCUCAAAGUGAUUAUGUUGUGCGAGGAGCAACAGAAGCAGCAGGAGGGAAAGACACUGGAACAAUGCCGACAGCAAUGUCAGCAGCUGCUAUUGCAGUGUCAACAGCAGUGCCAGCAACUGAAAAACCAGUGUGAAGAUGGCCGCUCUUGAGUGUGCUUGUGCUCUUACGUUCAAUAUGAAGUGACAACUUUAGCGCAGGCCUCGCUUGUUUUCUCCAAUUAACAACUGUCCCAAGUCUGUAAUAAACACACUGAA
This is a messenger RNA of Hypanus sabinus (Atlantic stingray), 1438 nucleotides long. RefSeq names its product sorbitol dehydrogenase-like. Gene Ontology annotation, biological process: D-sorbitol catabolic process. Lineage: Eukaryota; Metazoa; Chordata; Chondrichthyes; Myliobatiformes; Dasyatidae. The coding region runs from base 161 to 1333 and encodes 390 amino acids. The transcript has 9 exons. The record is from RefSeq and is a predicted model, not a curated record. Gene Ontology annotation, molecular function: zinc ion binding; L-iditol 2-dehydrogenase (NAD+) activity.